CUCACACACACACACACACUCAGUCGCUGUUUCUCUCUCACACACACACACGACGGUCAUGGCGUCUGAAACGAUGGAGAUGAACGGAGAUGCCGACAGAUACAAAGAAGACGGAGAGACUUCGAGACAGGGAUACCGGAGGAGGAGGAUGUCGCCCCCACUCAACAUGAACCACUAUGCUAAUAAGAAGAGUGCGGCGGAGAGCAUGCUGGACGUAGCGCUGCUGAUGGCUAACGCGUCUCAGCUGAAGGCCGUGCUUGAGCAGGGCCCCGGGUUCAGCUUCUACAUCCCACUGAUCAUACUCAUCAGCAUCUCACUCAUCCUGCAGAUCAUCGUCGGGGUUUUGCUUAUAUUCAUCGUGAAGUGGAAUCUGAACGACGAAAGUAAACACUACCAGCUUAACAUUCUGGAAAACAUCUCCACGUCCCUCGUCUUCAUCAUCGUCGUCGUGAAUAUCUUCAUCACAGCGUUCGGCGUGCAGAGACCCAACACCGGAGCAUGAUCCACACAGAGAAAACACACACACACAAACCAGGUCUGAGGCUGUAAGAGAACUUGAGGGUGACUCGUGUUCUGGGAACCAUGGGGGACGUUUUCACCAUCACCAGACCUGCUGACGUUUCUCCUGACUGUACGAGUGAGUGGACAAGCGCCGACUGCCAGAGACCAACAACACAACCAGGAUUCUGUACAAACCGUCUGCUGAAAAUUCCCUGGUCAGAUUUCACCUUUCACGUGACUGUGAUCACGAGUGCGUUUGGGAUUUAUUGUUAACAACACACGAUGCUGUCUGGGUUCGAAACAAUUCACAAUCAUCACCAAAACAGCAGGGAGAAAAACUUUCACUGCUUUGAUGAAAUGCAUGAACUGUAUUAUAGUGUUAAAGUGUUAAUAUGGUAGGCAUGUGCCGAUGACUGGUUACACCAUGUAUAGUGAUAUUCACAGUGAUGCUAAAAACACUGGCCUUUAUCAAAGUCCUAGAAACGGAGAACACACUGCAGCAUUUAUUUAUCAGUGACACAAUGAAAUGAAUCAGCAUUAAUGAAUCAUCUGCAUUCGACUCGCCCCAGUUUAACGGAGAAAAUUCAGUAGCAGUUAAUGGACAGAGACAAACCUAACACGAACCUUAUUUCACAUAUUUCUGUUCAGAAUUGGGGUUUUUUUCUGCCUUUAACAUUAUCUGACACCUCAACUUUGACGACAUGGAGAUGAUUUUAUUAAUGACGAUGAAUUUUGCUCUUGCCGAGAGCCAGUUAAACACACACCCACACUGCAUGUGCUCAGUCUGCUGCGUGUCUCACACAGUGAGUAAAUGACUCAAUUUAAUCAAGAUGUUGGACAGUUCCAUGUCGUAGCAAAACAGACUUUAACCUUAAAAUAUUCAGUCUGUAAUCAGAGAUCGAAUGAAAUCUUCACGUUAUUUUCUCCGGUUUCACUUUUAAAAACGCUGCAACUUCAUUUGUCUUACAAAAGGUUUUCCCAGACCAUCACACAUACCUUUAUUUAUUAUUCUGCUUCAUUCCUGUCCGAUUCUUCUCUUUCUGUCCUUAAUUUCAGCUCAGACACGCAGACACACUUGUGUUUAUCUCACUAGUACAUCAUUGUUUAAUGCAUUAAAGCUGUUUACUCAAACCAAAGUAAUAUAUAUAUAUAAUAUACAGUUCUGGAAAAAAAUAAGAGCCCACUGCAAAAUAAUCAGUUUCUUAUGUUUUUUUCUUCCAGGUAUUGGUUUCAUGUAUUGGUGAGAUGAACAGUUUUGUUUCAUUUGUUGUGAACUGCUGACAAUAUUUCUCCUAAAUACAAAAUAUAACUAUUGUUAUUUAGAGCGUAUAUUUAAAGGAAAUGACAACACAUCAAAAUAACCCAAGAUCAUACAGUAUUUGCAGAGCUUUAAUAACUCAAAUAAAACAAAAUGCAAAUCAUUUGUAAACAAAUUGUGUUAAUGCUUUGGCUAAAUAACAUUAAGAAAUCAGUAUUUGGUGGAAUAACCCGAUCUGCAUGUGUUUUGGCUCCAUGAUCUCCACCAGUCUUUCACAUUGCUGUUGGGGAACUUUAUACCACUCUUUUUGCAAAAAAGCAAACAGCUCAGCUUUACUUGAUGGUUUGUGACCAUCCAUCUUCCUCUUGAUGACAUUCCAGAGGUUUUCAAUAGGAUUCAAAUCUGGAGAUUGGGCAGUGGUCUCUUAUUUUUUUCCAGAGCUGUAUAUAAAGUGUGUGUGUGUGUGUGUGUGUGUGUGUGUGUGUGUGUGUGUGUGUAAGAGCCAGUUUGUAGGUGGUUUCUUCAUAACGUUGUCUUUUAAGAUUAACACUGAACUGAGUCUAAAACCUUCUGAGUAUUAAAGGAAUAAUUCCAGCAAAAAUCCAGUUUAUAACAUUAUAAUAAAUCUGACCCACAGUUUCGAAGGGCUUCUGAUUAUUCUGGAAUAAUUAUUUUGCACCGAAGCCCACAACCAACCUCCAGUUCAUCAUGGUGUGUGUUUCAGCAUGAAGGAAAUUGAACGCCUUUAUUAAUUUUUUUUUUUCUUAUUGUUCAUUUAAGCACAUAUAAUGACAUCACUUCCUGUUUAAAGACCUUGGGCGAGUCUGGAUCAGCUCUCUAGUUCAGUAGUCAGGGCACUGAUCAGGGAGUCAGCCAUUAAAGUUCACUAGACCGUUCACUCCCUAAACAAUCCCACAAUGCCCGCUGUGUUCUCUCACUGGAAAUGACAUCAUAUUUUCUAAAACGUCUCAGCUUGGAAAAAACCAGCGGACAAACUCUGGGACCAGCUUCCUGUGCAAAUCUAAGCAGCUAUUUCUCAUGAGAGUGAUUACUUAUGCUAUUUUUAAUCUUUAUAGGUUUUAUAUAGAGUUUGUUGUCGAGUCUAAUGACCUUUUAAGUAUUUUAUAAUUUGAAACAAUCCACUAGCGAGACUCUGACCUUGAAGCAGAGUGUCAGAAACACAUCUUGAGUACAGUAAGAGAUUUAUGUGACCUAUAAAGCUGAAAUAUUUGAUGUGUUUGGGUUUGGACUAAGGACUGGGACUGGGACUGGGACUGAGGGAAUGAGAAUGUUGCUGUAUAUUGAGUCAUCAGGGUCACAGGGUCCUGAGCUAGGGCGCUAGAGAGCUGGUUGGGACGUAGCCUCUGUCUUGCUUGUACUGUGUUGUGUAUCAUUAAAUAUAAAUAAACAGUAUUAAUACUGAUAUAUUGAAGAUUGACGCCAUCUAGUGGUCAGGAGACGUGUUCAAUAUCCUGCUGCCUUCAUUUCAGCUCCUCUAUGCAACUGUUUAGCUGAAGAAUGUUGGGUUUUUUUCUGUAAAUAACUUUCGUGUGUGUCUCAUUAUGAAGAAACCAAAUCAGUAAACUUAUUUACUUUAAUGAUUGUUAUAGCACUGUGUAGUUCUUCUUUUUUUUACUAAAAUAAAAAAUGAAAAUUGAUUUAAAAAAUAAAUAAAAAUGAUAACAGAC
Molecule: messenger RNA, 3447 nt
Organism: Hemibagrus wyckioides
Lineage: Eukaryota; Metazoa; Chordata; Actinopteri; Siluriformes; Bagridae
Gene: ninj1
Product: ninjurin 1
Exons: 5
Coding region: 59-502 (147 amino acids)
Biological process (GO): cell adhesion; tissue regeneration
Cellular component (GO): membrane
Source: RefSeq, a predicted model, not a curated record